Malassezia vespertilionis is the source of this 3882-nucleotide messenger RNA. RefSeq names its product long-chain-fatty-acid--CoA ligase. Gene Ontology annotation, molecular function: flavin adenine dinucleotide binding; squalene monooxygenase activity; long-chain fatty acid-CoA ligase activity. The transcript has 4 exons. NCBI's taxonomy places the organism in Eukaryota, Fungi, Basidiomycota, Malasseziomycetes, Malasseziales, Malasseziaceae. Gene Ontology annotation, biological process: proton motive force-driven ATP synthesis; long-chain fatty acid metabolic process. Gene Ontology annotation, cellular component: membrane; endoplasmic reticulum. Bases 1 to 3882 code for a protein of 1293 amino acids. The record is from RefSeq and is a predicted model, not a curated record.
AUGGGCGAUACACUCGCUGUACAUGCGCUUCAAGACGCUGCGCGGGCCGAGUACGAUGUAAUUAUUAUUGGCGCCGGUGUGAUGGGUGCAUCGCUCGCGGCCGCACUUGGCCAUGCGGGACGCCGCGUCGUGCUUAUUGAGCGCGACCUGAGCGAGCCGGAUAGGAUUGUGGGCGAGCUGCUGCAGCCGGGGGGCGUGCGUGCACUGCAGCUCAUGGGUCUCGCAACAUCGUUGGAAAAUAUCGACGCGAUUCCUGUGCAAGGGUACCGCAUUUUCUUGGGCAACGAGUCGGUCGAGAUUAAAUACCCCAGUCUGCCAGAGCUCCCAGCGCGGUACGGCCGGAGCGAGCCUUUGGGCAAAGACGACAAGUAUCAAGGCCGCAGUUUUCAUUAUGGGCGUUUUGUCAUGAAACUGCGCGCACUGGCGCGUGCUUCACCAAACGUAACUAUCGUGCAAGCCACCGCACAGGACCUUGUCCAUGGCGUCGACCAUGCCGUCGUCGGUGUGCAUGCGACGGACGGGGGCAACCAGUAUACGCUCCGUGGCAGUGUGACUGUCAUUGCAGACGGGUGCAAUUCCAAGUAUCGCAAGUUGUAUGGGGGUAAGCACAUGCCGAUUGUGCGUUCGCACCAAGUAGGGCUCCUGCUUCCGCCCGACGUAGCCAUCUCGAAAGAGCACGGGCAUGUGAUUUUGAGCAAGGAUACGACGUGCGGCGCAGAUGGAAAGCAUGUGCGUACCAUCGGCCCCGUGCUCGUGUACCAAAUCGGGUCGGAUGCGACGCGCAUAUUGGUUGACACGCCGGGUCCGACGCUGCCCUCGCAAACGAAUGGCGAUUUGCAGCGGUACCUUGUGGAAGACGUAGCGCCGAGGCUUCCUGGCAAGAUUGGCACGGCACUCGCUGAAAAAGUCAAGAGCGGCGUGCGCCCACGCACUAUGCAGAGCAGCUACUUACCGCCCAGUGUCCAGGGCCAGCGUUUGUGCCAAAAGGGCCUUAUUCUUGCGGGCGAUGCCAUGAAUAUGCGUCAUCCAUUGACAGGGGGCGGCAUGACAGUCGCGCUCUGGGACGCCAUCUUUCUCACUCAUAUUUUAGGUGAUGGGUCGUGGACGCCUUUGCAAGGAAUGCCAAACGCGUUUUCCGUCUCGAAAGCUGCGCGUACGCUCACGGAUUGGAACGCCAUCCAGCCGGCGCUGCGGACGUGGCACUGGCAGCGGAAACGGCUCUCGAGUGUCAUUAAUAUCCUUGCCCAGGCGCUGUACAGUUUGUUUGGCACGCCAGAUGACAAUCUUGUUAUUCUGCGCAAGGGCUGUUUCCGCUACUUUGAGCGUGGCGGCGCAUGUGUGCGCGAUCCAAUCAGCUUCUUGGGCGGCAUCGCGCCGGAUCCGAUGCUGCUGGUGUAUCACUUUUUCGCAGUCGCCGUGUAUGCCGUGCUGCUCUUAUUCCGCGGUGAACUGGACAAGGACAACCAUGCACGGCCGCCGCUCCAUGCAUACCCUGCGCUGCUUUUCCGCGCGAUUGUGGUGCUAUAUACCGCUUGUGUCGUGAUCCUCCCCGUCAUUUUUGCAGAAUUACGAGGCAACCUCGUGGAGCACAGCCUUGGGGAAAUGCACACGCAAAAACGUAUUCUAUCCGUCGUAUUUGCCGCCGUCGUCUUGGCACUGGCGUUGCUCUCCAAGAUCCAAAAUGCCGCUGUCCGCUCGCCCGAGUACGCAAAGGACCCGAAGAACCCUUACGGGCCCACCUACGAAGCUUCCAUUGAAAGCCUGAAAGUAGAGGUCUAUGCCCAGUGGGCCGCGCACAAGGAUCACCAGAUGAUCACUCUCCCAAACUCGAAGGAGAAGGGUUUCACGGAGAUUUACAAGAACGCUGCUUUCCCCGAGCUUUCGAAAUUGGAGAAGCCGUACGAGCUGUUCAAGAAGGUUGUCGCCGAAACCCCCGACGCUAACUGCUUUGGACACCGUCCAUGGGACGAGGCGAAGGGUGACCUUGCGAACCACUUUGUUUGGCGCAGCUACGCCCAGGUCGACGCGGAGGCAACUGCGCUUGGCAGUGCUGCGUCCUACUGGCUGGAGCAGGGUCUGCUCAAGCCGCGCCACACCAAGGAUGGCACCGCUUCCGAACCUGGACUGACCAACUUUAUCAUCGGUUUCUGGGGCCCGAACCGCCCCGAGGCUGCAGUAUUGAGUCUGGCCGCCGCUGCGUAUUCGCGCGUUACUGUCGGCCUCUAUGACAACUACGACGCCGGCAUCUCGUGCUACAUUCUGAAGCACAGUGCCGCGCGUAUUCUCUGCACCACCUCUUCGUACGUACCCAUUGUGCUCCGCAAUGCCGAGAAGCUUCCCGCACUCAAGGUCAUUAUCGUGGUUGACCGCCCCGGCCCGGCCAAGAUGGCGCUCGGCGAGCUGCAAAAGAUCCAGCUGAUCCGGGAGUGGGCCGCGAUGCAGGAUAUCCAUGUGUUUGGCUACAAUGAAGCUGUCGAGACUGGUCUCGCGAACCUGCGCCCCAGCAACCCCCCCACCAGCCCCGACUUUGUGAUGGCACUUUGCUACACGAGUGGUACUACGGGCCUGCCCAAGGCUGCGAUGAUCACAGACCGCAUGUCUGCGUGCGGUGUGUCGGGUAUUAAACUAAUCAACCCCGAUGACAAGCUUGUCACUCUUUCCUACCUUCCACUCGCGCAUAUUUUGGAACGCGGCUGGGAGGCAUUUAUUUUGUGCUCCGGCGGUGCCGUCGGCUACUACUCUGGCGAUAUCACACGUCUCCCCGAGGACCUGCAAAUCCUCAAGCCCUCGGCGCUCCCCGCUGUCCCUCGUGUUUUGAACCGCAUCGCAGGACAGAUUGAGGCGCAGAUGGCAGGCGGCGGCCUCAAAGCCGUGCUGCUACGCAAUGCGAUUAAUGCCAAGAUUCGCAACUACGAGGCCACGGGCACCAUCACCCAUGCCUUUUGGGACCGUCUUGUUUUCCGCAAGGUCCGCGCCAUGCUCGGCGGCAAUAUCCGUGUGAUGAUCACGGGCAGUGCACCUUGCCGCCCCGACGUGCUGCGUCUGCUGCGCCUUGCACUCUGCUGCGACAUUCGCGAGGCAUACGGUCAGACGGAGAAUGGCGCGUACGCUACAUACAUGAUCCCUAACGACGCGAUCCUCGGCAACGUCGGCCCCGUCAACCCCGGCAUUGAGCUGCGCCUGCGCGACCAGCCCGAGUUGGGCUACUCUUCUGAGGACAAGCCCUACCCCCGCGGCGAGAUUCUUUUCCGUGGCGACGCCGUCUUCCCUGGCUACGCCGGCGACCCGGCAAAGACUGCCGAAACGCUCCUUCCUGGCGCCGACGGUCGCGGCAACUGGCUGCUCACCGGUGACGUCGGUCAGAUUGACGAGUACGGCCACGUAAAGAUCAUUGACCGUGUCAAGAACCUGAUCAAGCUUGCACAGGGCGAGUAUGUGGCCAUUGAGCGCGUCGAGAACGUGUUUGGCUCACACCCCAUUGCCCAGCAAAUGUGGCUCUAUGGCGACUCGUUCCAGCCCCACCUUGUCGCUAUCUGUGUCCCCGAGCACGAGCCGUUUGCGCAGUUUGCCUCCAAUGUCCUCCGCAAACAGAUUGCCCCUACGGACCUCAACGCGCUCAACGAGGCAGCCAAGAACGAUGCCGUUAUCGAAGCCCUCCUCCGCGAGUUUAUUGCCCUCGGCAAGCGCCAGGGCUUGGGCACACUUGAGCAGAUGCGGGCGCUCCAGAUCCGUAUGGACCCCUUCAGCACCGAGAACGGCCUCAUGACACCCACGAUGAAGGUCAAGCGACAAGAAGCAGCCAAGCUGCUCAAGGGCGACUUGGAGUUACUCUACAAGAUCGCGCCGUACGACCUGAAUAAGGUCCAGGUUUCCAAGGCCUAG